GCACGAUCACGUCCCGACUCGGGUUUAAAAGCUGUGAAUUCCCCUCAGACAAUGUCCUUGAUGAUGUCCCUGAAAGUUUUCCUCGGCGAGCGGCUGGCGGCGGCCGCGGACGAGAUCUUCGGAGCUGUGGAGAAAACAAUAUUCGAGUACAAAGAGGAGAUUUCUCGCUCGAAAGAUCUGGAGAUCAGUCGCCUGAGGAUGCAGCUGAAGCUUCUCAAGUCAGAGCCUGUGGAGGACAGAUGCCUCUCAGCCCAGCUGCAGCAGCACACCCAUCACCUCCAUCCAUCAACCUCUCCUCCUCCUCCUCCUGAGCAGCACCAUCACUCACCCCCUGCAGAGGAGGCCCCCGAGGCCCAUCCCUGCGAGGAGGAGGAGGACGGGGGCCGCAGCCCGGGGGAGCAGGAGCACCCAGAGCCCUCUCAGGUGAAGAAGGAGCAGCACAGGGGCCACAGAGAUUUCUGGAUCGCUCACGACGAGGAGCAGCUGGACGGCCUGGAGUCAGACAUUAAAGAUUUCAUCUCGUCCCCUGCCAGCCUCAAAGCCGGCCUGCAGGACCACGCCUUGCCCUUCCACCCCUACCACCACCUGCACCUCCACCACCACCUGCACAACAACGGCAGCGGGGACGAGAGCAAAGACAAACCCUACUGCUGCUCCGUGUGCGAGAAACGCUUCAGCAACUGCUCGCACCUGGCGGCUCACAUCCGGACGCACACGGGCGAGAGGCCGUACAGGUGUGAGAUCUGCAGGAAGACCUUCAUCACCACGAGCGCCCUGAACAGACACCAGACCAUCCACACCGAGGGGAAGCAGUUUGUGUGCAACUUCUGCGGGAAAUCCUUCAAGUGGAUGGAGUCUCUGGGCAGACACACAAGGAGCGUUCACAAGAGGGACAAUGUGCCUGUUUGACCCCGUGCAGCUGGACAAUGGAAGCACACUUGUCCAACAGAUUAGAUACAUUGUCUUUGUGUCAUUGUGUCAUUGUUCAUCCACCAUUCUAGUGUCAAACUCCCAAUAGAUGCAAAGAAAGAAUGAAAUGUCUGUUUUCUAUGUUAGUUUGUGAAUUAUGUUCUGAAAUGUGCAUGGACCUCAUGAAGCCUUGAGCUACUGACCAUUAAAUUAUCUGUGAAUAAA
Molecule: messenger RNA, 1134 nt
Organism: Limanda limanda (common dab)
Lineage: Eukaryota; Metazoa; Chordata; Actinopteri; Pleuronectiformes; Pleuronectidae
Product: transcriptional repressor RHIT-like
Exons: 2
Coding region: 52-909 (285 amino acids)
Cellular component (GO): nucleus
Source: RefSeq, a predicted model, not a curated record